GGAGGGGGUGCCGCAGGGUCAUCGUCGUCCUCUUCCUCCAAGGCCACCUUCAGACACAACCAGUUCUACGUCAUCCGCCCCAUGCCAGUCGUGUUUUUGGUGGGGCAGACUGAGCCUCAGAUGGAAGCACUGGAACCCACGAAGGCCACGUCAAAAGCCACGCAUUUGAACAUCGUUACAUUUUUGGCGAAGCGGUUGUUCGACACGACCAAGGCGGCACAGGCAGGCAACGCCGGGAUUCCCUUCAAGAAAGUGCUCGAGGAGGCCAGGUUCCUAUCACUGCCUAGGGCCAAGGACUCUGCCAAGGGGCGUUUGAAGGAAAUGGUCCGAGAGAUCGGCGAGAGGCGAGACGCGAGGGACGAUGGCGACGGCCCAGUAUCGACGGAGAGCCUGUGGGCCGCCAAGCCUGACCUCAACAUGCAGCAGGUCACCGCGCAGGCGGCAAAACUCUUCCGACCUGAGGACUUCUGCGCUCUCGAGAGCAUGGUGUCCGCGUGGGCCCACCUCUCUGACGUUGGGCUGGACACCUUGACCUCCCACGAUGCCGUCGCGAAGUUCCUUCUUAAGAUCAAGAAGCGCCACGACUGUUUACUGGCCCAGGUCAAGGAGGUGCGAUCCGCGAGCUCGGCGCUUAGCAAGCAGAAGAGCGUCUUGGCGAGGGCGGCUAGGGUGAGAGGGCGGCAGCCUCCGGAGCACGACGGCGGACUGACAAGGCGCCUCGCGUGCAUGGAGAAGCUCUCGGAGGUCCUUGGGACCCAGCUAGCGGAGCUGAAGCGCGUCCGAGCCGUGGCGCAGUACAUGUACAAGGAACUCCAAAUGGUGCCGUGGACUCUGACCAUCAACUACCUCAAGCGUCACGGGAUCACCUCUUCCCCUGCGGCCAGUCUCCUGAUGCUGAGCGGCAUGGGAGACCCUUCUGGCUGUGGCGAAGGGUUCAGCUUCCUUCCACGUCCUGCCGAGCAGGCGAAGGCUACGACUUCCUUGACAACUAGCCAGAAGAUCGUCGCCGAGAGGAGCGUGCAGAAAGUCACCGGCACCAACAGCGACCUCAGGCGACUGACGAUGCUCCAGCUGGCGUCGACGUGCGAAGCCAUGGGAAUCCCGAAGGACACUGUCAAGACCCUCCGACGCUGGGACAGGGUGCACAUGAUCAAAGAGCUGGCGGGCGUUGCGGUGGCCGAAAACGUGAAAGAUCAGAACAUCUACGCGCGGUUUGUGCGAAAGAGGCGGCCCAACGCCACCAUCGACAAGGACCUCUACCGGGCAACCUGCAACGAGAUCUGGGAGAGACAAGCCCUGGCGCUUUCGGCAACAGCGGAAGAUGUGCAGGAAUACGGCAGCGAGUCCGCAUCAAGUUCCAAGGCCAAGGAUAAGGCCGAAGCUUCCAAAGGUAAGGGCGGCGAAGCGUCCAAGGGCAAGGUGGCUGGGGCUUCCCCCGGUGGAAGCAAGGACAGCGACAAGGGCGAGGAGAAGGAGGACGGUGACGAAGACAAGGAGGACGAUGAUGGUGAUGACGAUGACCUUGACGGCUUGAACGUGGAUGACCUCGACCUUAGCGGUGACGACGACGACGAAAACGACGGCCUCAACUUGAGCGACAUGGAGGAGACACUGGAGGGGGGGGACGGAGACGGAGAUGCCCCGGUUGCGAAAAGCCUCCAAGAUCUGUCUUCCUCGUCCCAGAAGAACACGGACGAGCUCGACGACGAGCGACAGUACCGCAUGCUCCAGCAAGACCUUCAUGGGGUUCGAGGGGAAGCGGCCCGGUGGGGGACGGGAGAGGGGCCCGAUGCCGCUCCGCAGGGGAGCAUGUCGCUCAACGUUGUGGAAGCUCGGAAGGCCCAGACGGAGGAGCUGCUAGGGCAGCUGGGGGGACGGGCGCAGCUCCCUGCGCAGGCCGUCAGGCGUAUCACCAGAACGGUCGGGCCGGAUGGCACUGAGACUGUCAGGGUUUCAUACUCCUUAAGGAGGCAGGACCUCGUGCGGCUGGAUGCAAGGGUGGGAAAGAAGCAGACGGCGCUUUCCAAGAGUGCCGCGGCUUCCGGAGGGGUCGGCGGCGCCAGUCCUUUGAGUUUCUUCUUGCCCAGGCCGCAGGCUUCUGCGGAGUCAAAGGCGGCGGCUUACGAGGAGCGGGGCGCCGCGGCGGGGCAGGAGGAGACGGUGCUCAAGAUCCGUCUGAAAACUGGAGGACUUCCUACCGCUGCUCCAAAGGAGAACAAGAAGAAGCGGCGACGAAGCAGCACCGAGGGCCGAGUGCGAAAGCCUGAGGAGAACAUCUACGCGAUCCAGAGGCAGAACUCACGCUCAACGGUGGAAAGUCGCGACAGCCGUCCGAGGAACCGGAUGCGGAGCCUUCUCACAGGUGUGGUCAAGAAUCUUUUCGAGAGGCCGGACUCGAUCUACUUCCGAGCACCGGUGAAGCGUAACGUCCCCGACUACUACACCAAGAUCAAGAAGCCCAUGGACCUCCGCACCAUCCAGGACAAGAUCAACAACUUCGACUACACCAGCCGCGAAAACCUGAUCGCUGACAUGCGGCAGCUCGUGACCAACGCCGAGAUCUACAACGGACACGGCCAUGUCCUCGCCCAGAACGCUCGUGACAUCAUGGCGGACUGCCAGGCCCAGCUGGAGGAUCCUGAGAUCGCGGAGGUAGAGGAGGCGCUCACCGCCGAGCACCCGGCGCCUAGAAAAAAGUUGAAGACGGGCGGAUCAGGCGGGUCUGGAGGCCGCGGUGCGAUAGGUGGCGGCAAACCUGUCGCCAAGAAGAAGACGAAGGCGGGGACGGGCGGAAGGCGUUCACCGUCCCAAGGCGGGAUGAGCAGCGCCUCUCAGGCCAGAGUCUCGGCGCUGGCAGCAUCCAUGUCUGCACCUUCGUCCGCCCACAGCCUACCGGGCAGUCUUUCUUCCCUGCAGCAACCCCCCGCCGCCUUCUCCGCCACUGCCCGACACCCGAAUCCCAAAGCGUUGCCCGGGGGGGGUGGGGCUUCUCCCGCAGCCCCUCCCCGCAAGUCCACCAUCGCGCCACCAUCGGCGAUGGGGUUCGCUGGAACGGGGGCGGAUGCCGGUACCAGCAGUGAUAGCAGUGAUGGGGAGGAGGUGGUAGAAGAGGGGGGUAGGAUUGUUUUCUGAGUUGAUAAGUGUGGUGUGAGAUUGGAGAGGUCGUGUGUGAGAUCGAUGGCUGGCCGUGACAUGUGAAGUUGUGGAAUUUCGUACAGUGAUUCGCGGACAACUUGCAAUUUUCCCCUUAAACUCUCCAGCGCCUGAUCAAAGUAUGUAUUUGAACAGAUGACAGCCACAGCGAGCAACGGGAAAUGUUACUCCGCUAUUCCUCUGGAUUGUGCUGGAAGUGAAAUUGGACAUGGGACUCUUCAUUGGUCCCUUUAUGCCAC
Messenger RNA from Ectocarpus sp. CCAP 1310/34, 3392 nucleotides. The record is from the annotation of a GenBank genome assembly. NCBI's taxonomy places the organism in Eukaryota, Phaeophyceae, Ectocarpales, Ectocarpaceae.